AGUGCGUAGUCCCAAAUGCCUAAACCAGUGCCUCAGUAACGCAGUACCCUUCCUUACAGGACUGCAGCGGCGCUAUGCAUGUGCCAACUUUGGAGAACAGGGAGUGACCGUUGGCUGCUGGGACACCUACCGGCAUGACAUUGACUGCCAGUGGGUCGAUAUCACAGACGUGGGGCCCGGGGACUACAUUUUUCAGGUGGUCGUGAACCCCAAAUACGAGGUGGCAGAGUCUGAUUUCUCCAACAACAUGAUGCAAUGCCGCUGCAAAUAUAAUGGGCACCAGGUCUGGCUGCACAACUGCCACACAG
Messenger RNA from Myotis brandtii (Brandt's bat), 308 nucleotides. RefSeq names its product lysyl oxidase homolog 4-like. NCBI's taxonomy places the organism in Eukaryota, Metazoa, Chordata, Mammalia, Chiroptera, Vespertilionidae. Gene Ontology annotation, molecular function: protein-lysine 6-oxidase activity; copper ion binding. Gene Ontology annotation, biological process: peptidyl-lysine oxidation. The transcript is spliced from 2 exons. The annotation marks the transcript as partial. The record is from RefSeq and is a predicted model, not a curated record.